Molecule: messenger RNA, 669 nt
Organism: Chenopodium quinoa (quinoa)
Lineage: Eukaryota; Viridiplantae; Streptophyta; Magnoliopsida; Caryophyllales; Amaranthaceae
Product: splicing factor 3B subunit 6-like protein
Exons: 1
Coding region: 157-528 (123 amino acids)
Biological process (GO): mRNA splicing, via spliceosome
Cellular component (GO): U2 snRNP; precatalytic spliceosome; catalytic step 2 spliceosome
Molecular function (GO): RNA binding
Source: RefSeq, a predicted model, not a curated record
AAAAAAAAAAAUCAAUUUAUCCAUACUUCACCUCUUCGUCAAAUAAACCACCAAUUACAAUUUACAAUCGUCGGAAAACCUCAAACCCCUAACCCUAGAAAAAUCCCCAAUUUCUCUCCUGCAAUUCCCAAUUCUUCACAACCCUAACCCUAAAAAAUGUCGAUCAGCUUGAGGAAAGCCAACACUCGUCUUCCUCCUGAGGUGAACAGGGUUCUCUACGUUCGUAAUCUUCCCUUCAACAUAACCAGCGAAGAGAUGUACGACAUUUUCGGAAAGUACGGAGCAAUUCGUCAAAUUCGUGUCGGAACUAAUAAGGAUACUCGAGGAACAGCGUUCGUAGUUUACGAGGAUAUUUAUGAUGCUAAAACUGCUGUUGAUCAUCUUUCUGGGUUUAAUGUCGCGAAUCGUUAUCUUAUUGUGUUGUAUUAUCAGCCUGCUAAGAUGAACAAGAAGAUUGAUUUCAAGAAGAAGGAGGAAGAUCUUGUCAAACUGCAGGAGAAAUAUGGUGUUUCUACUAAAGAUAAGUGAUAUAUUUUUUUUUUCUGGGUUUAGGUUUUUCUUUUACGAAUUGUAUGUAAAAUGUGGUUGAAUUAAUGGUAUUGUAUUUUCUGAGGAUUGAUACUGGUAAUACUUACAAUCUUAGUGCUAUAUUUUCCGAGGAUUAUUAAA